Messenger RNA from Colius striatus (speckled mousebird), 1886 nucleotides. It is a transcript of the gene BTBD2, whose product is annotated as BTB domain containing 2. Gene Ontology annotation, molecular function: protein binding. The record is from RefSeq and is a predicted model, not a curated record. Gene Ontology annotation, cellular component: cytosol; P-body. Gene Ontology annotation, biological process: neurogenesis. Bases 14 to 1771 code for a protein of 585 amino acids. The transcript has 9 exons. NCBI's taxonomy places the organism in Eukaryota, Metazoa, Chordata, Aves, Coliiformes, Coliidae.
CGCGCCGUGCCCCAUGCGCCGCUGCUGCCCGGCUCUCUGCAUCAGCACCGGCCCCGGCACCCCCGGCCCCGGCCGCCCCGCCGCCGCCGCCAUCGCCAUCGCCGCCCCGCUCCCGCCCGCCGCCGUGUCCCGCCCGCCGCUGCUGGUGCUGGUGCUGCUGCAGCGCCGCCCCGCGCCGCCCGCUCCUGCGCCUCCGCCGCACAAGAUGGCGGCCGGUGGGAGCGGCGGGGGCCCCGGGGGCCUCUCCUCCUCCUGCCCGCAGCCGCCGCCGCCGCCGCCGGGAAACGGUGCGGCCGCCGCCGCCUGCACCAACGGCGCCCCCCCCUCGCCUCCCGGCCUCACCUACAACCAGUGCGGCGCUGCCAACCCGGCGGCGAGCGGCGGCGGCGCGGGGGGCCCGGCGGCGGCGGGGACGGCGGGGGCCGCCGGGGGGGCGGGCGGCCCGGGCGGCGCGCUGCAGCGGGAGCCGGUCUAUAACUGGCAGGCGACGAAGCCGACGGUGCAGGAGCGCUUCGCCUUCCUCUUCAACAACGAGGUGCUCAGCGACGUGCACUUCCUGGUGGGGAAGGGCCGCGGCUCGCAGCGCAUCCCGGCGCACAGGUUCGUGCUGGCGGUGGGCAGCGCAGUCUUCGAUGCCAUGUUUAACGGUGGGAUGGCCACAACUUCUACAGAGAUUGAGCUGCCUGACGUGGAGCCUGCUGCCUUCCUGGCACUGCUGAAAUUUCUCUAUUCAGAUGAAGUUCAGAUUGGACCAGAGACUGUUAUGACAACACUUUACACAGCUAAAAAAUAUGCAGUUCCAGCCCUUGAGGCUCAUUGUGUGGAGUUCCUGAAAAAGAACCUGCGAGCAGACAACGCCUUCAUGCUGUUAACACAGGCCAGGCUUUUUGAUGAGCCUCAGCUGGCCAGCCUUUGCCUGGAGAACAUAGACAAGAACACAUCAGAUGCCAUCAAUGCAGAGGGCUUUACAGACAUUGAUCUGGACACGCUGGUUGCGGUGCUGGAGAGGGACACGCUGGGGAUCCGGGAGGUGCGUUUGUUUAACGCAGUGGUUCGCUGGGCAGAGGCCGAGUGUCAACGGCAGCAACUUCAGGUGAUUCCAGAGAACAAGAGGAAAGUGCUGGGCAAAGCCCUUUCCCUUAUCCGCUUCCCAUUGAUGACUAUUGAGGAGUUUGCAGCAGGGCCAGCCCAGUCGGGAAUCCUCACAGACCGGGAGGUCGUGAGCCUGUUCCUCCACUUCACCGUCAACCCCAAGCCGCGGGUGGAGUUCAUCGACCGGCCGCGCUGCUGCCUGCGGGGGAAGGAGUGCAGCAUCAGCCGCUUCCAGCAGGUGGAGAGCCGCUGGGGGUACAGUGGGACUAGUGACAGGAUCAGGUUCUCGGUGAACAAAAGGAUAUUUGUGGUUGGGUUUGGAUUAUAUGGAUCCAUACAUGGGCCAACAGAUUACCAAGUAAAUAUACAGAUCAUCCACACUGACAGCAACACAGUCCUGGGGCAGAAUGACACAGGGUUCAGCUGUGAUGGAUCUUCCAACACCUUCAGGGUGAUGUUCAAGGAGCCUGUGGAGAUUUUACCCAACGUCAACUACACGGCCUGUGCCACUCUAAAGGGCCCGGACUCGCACUACGGCACCAAGGGGCUGCGCAAGGUCAUCCACGAGUCGCCCACCACGGGAGCCAAAACCUGCUUCACGUUCUGCUACGCGGCCGGGAACAACAACGGCACGUCGGUGGAGGACGGACAGAUCCCAGAGAUCAUCUUCUACACAUAGUGCAGCCGGGGCUGCCGGGACUCCUCCUCCCCGGGACCCGCCGGGCGCUCCCUGCCCGGCUGAGCAGCCUGGAGCCACACUAGCCAAAGGUCUCAGUAAAAUCAUUUCAAAGCUC